Messenger RNA from Vigna unguiculata (cowpea), 1523 nucleotides. RefSeq lists its product as uncharacterized. Lineage: Eukaryota; Viridiplantae; Streptophyta; Magnoliopsida; Fabales; Fabaceae. The record is from RefSeq and is a predicted model, not a curated record.
GUUUCAAUCUCUCUCCUGAGAGAGUAUCUCUGAUGAAGGAGACUGCGUCAAGUCUUCCAUUUUUUCUUUUCCUAAUCCUCAAUUCACCAUUUAUGGUGUGUGUUUGAGGGUGUUGCAGCUCGAUCACAAUGAGAACACAGGCUUUGCUGUUACUUUUGUUGUUGCCUAUGGUUAUAUCUGAUGUUUCUGAGGCCUCCUUUGUUCUGAAACUCCGAAAGUUGAUUGCUCCUGAUCCUAACGAUACCAAAACAAAGGAUCCAAACCCUGUUGGUCAAACCAACAAGGUCAAUAGGGAUGGUCCUGUUUCCCCAGUUCCACAACCACAACCUUUACCCAAAGUGGGGAAUGCAAAUGAUGGGCAAAAGAAUUCAGUUCCUGCUCCGAAUGUACCUCCUCCACCGACAAAGGAGGGUGAUGGCGGUCACAAGGAUCAGAAACAAGGGAAGGAGGAGAUUGAGGGGAAACUUUCACAUUCUACCACCACUCAAACUUGUGAGGGUUUCAACAAGUGCACAGAUGAUGGCGACUUGCUUGCUUGCAUUUUAAAAACUGAUCCCAAAUACUUGGUUGUUCUUCUUCAAAACAAAGGAGAUGGCAUCAUCAACGUGACGCUUCGUACUGAUUUUGAAAAUAUUCUUGGAGUUAUAGAAGUUGACAAAAAUAAAACAGAAGAGAUCAACAUCACACGAAGUAGCAAUGAAAGUACCCAAUUGACUUUGAAAGCUGCUGGAAAAGAGGAUUGUGUGCUUCACCUGGUUCAUACACCUGCAAAUAACUUUUUUCUGCGUCUUCCUUCUUAUGACAAAAUUUUGACUCCAGUAAAUUGUGCCUAUUUCCUCAUAUUCAUGGUCCUAAUGAUUGGAGCAACAUGGGUUUGCUGCGCUUUUAGGAAGAAACGUCAGAAUGAGAUUCCAUAUCAAGAGCUUGAAAUGGCCCAGCCUGAGUCUGCUGCUGCUGCCCAUAUGGAAUCUGCUGAAGGUUGGGAUCAGGAUUGGGAUGAUGAUUGGGACGACAAUGUGGCAGUGAAGUCACCGGCAGCACUUGCCGGAAGCAUUUCGGCAAACGGCCUUACUUCUAGAUCAUCAAACAAAGAUGGAUGGGAGAAUAACUGGGAUGAUUAGUUUUCAGCAGGAAAAAGAUAAGGGAAAUGGUAUAGUGUUAACCUCAAAGUAGAAAAGAAGUGGAAGCAGAAAGCAAGGUGAAGCACAAGAGUCAGGGAUGUGACCAAUGUGGCUUUGCUGGGGCUUAAUUUUGAUGCAUGUCCAUGGAAAGAAGGAACACAUCAAAAGGAAAGAGGAAGUGUAAUAGUCAUAACACACUGAAUUUUUGUAUUGAACAUGUAAUAGUGAGAACCUUAGCCAAAACGAGAGACUAAAGAAACUGUAAAUGAAAAUAUAGGAGGUAAAGUAUAUUUGGUUUUGUCAGAUUUAUUAUACAUACUAUUCUUGUGAUCUCAAAAAUAAGAACUUUUGUAGGCUUCUUUGAGGCUAGUUUUUCUUCAAAAAAAGUGUGGUUGAAUCUGA